This is a messenger RNA of Prionailurus viverrinus (fishing cat), 906 nucleotides long. RefSeq names its product melanoma-associated antigen 9-like. The record is from RefSeq and is a predicted model, not a curated record. Gene Ontology annotation, biological process: negative regulation of transcription by RNA polymerase II. Gene Ontology annotation, cellular component: nucleus. The transcript has a single exon. The coding region runs from base 172 to 906 and encodes 244 amino acids. Lineage: Eukaryota; Metazoa; Chordata; Mammalia; Carnivora; Felidae.
GAGGAGGAGGGGGGAUACCCAUCUCCCUCCUCCUCCUCCUCCUCCUCUCCUUCCUCCCUGUCCUCCUCCUGCUCUGUCCUCAUUCUGGUCCCCCUGGAGGAGGGGUCUGCUGCUGCCGGGUCCCCGAUUCCUCCCCAGAGCCCUCGGAGCUCCUGCCCCUCCCCCAGUGCCAUGGCAGGCGCUUCGGGGAGCCAGUCCCACCAGGGCUCCAGCAGCCCCGAUGAGGAGGGGUCGAGCACCUGGGGGGCCCCGGCAGGGGCCCAGGCCUCGCUCCCAGAUGCGCUCUGCGUGAAGGUGGCCGGCCUGGUGCUGCUUCUGCUCCUCAAGUAUCGCACCAAGCAGCCGACCACACGGGCGGAGAUGCUGGCGGCGGUUAGCCAAGAUGACCAGGACCGCUUCCCCGUGAUCUUCCGCCGAGCCUGCGAGUAUCUGCAGCUGGUCUUUGGAGUCGACGUGAAGGAAGUGGACCCCCGCGAGCGCUCCUACGUCCUGGUCAGCAUCCUGGGCCUCAGCUGCGAUGGGACGCCGAGUGGUAGGGACGGCAUGCCCAAGACCAGCCUCCUGGUGCUGGUCCUAUGGGUGAUCCUCCUGGAGGACGACCGUGCCCCUGAGGAGGCGGUGUGGGAAGCGCUGGGGGUCAUGGGGGUGUAUGCCGGCAGGGAGCACGUAUUCUAUGGGGAGCCCAGGGAGCUGCUGACCGAAGUCUGGGUGCAGGAAGGGUACCUGGAGUACCGGCAGGUGCCCGGCAGCGAGCCCGCACGCUACGAGUUCCUGUGGGGUCCCAGGGCCCACGCAGAAACCAGCGGCGUGCAAGUGCUGCAGCACAUCCUGGCGGUCAACAGCAGGCAGCCCGGGUCUCCGUGUUUGUCCGAAGACGCUGUGAGCCAUGAGGAAGAGCGGGCCUGA